This is a messenger RNA of Papaver somniferum (opium poppy), 1791 nucleotides long. Its product is annotated as FAM10 family protein At4g22670-like. Lineage: Eukaryota; Viridiplantae; Streptophyta; Magnoliopsida; Ranunculales; Papaveraceae. The transcript is spliced from 11 exons. The record is from RefSeq and is a predicted model, not a curated record. Gene Ontology annotation, molecular function: protein dimerization activity; Hsp70 protein binding. Bases 98 to 1435 code for a protein of 445 amino acids.
ACCAAACAAAGAGAAUCUUGUUUUACUCCUCACACUUCACCUCUUUUCUUUUACUCUCUCUCGAGUUUUCUUCAACAAGAAGAAGAAAAACUAAUCAAUGGAAUCAGCAAAGUUAGAUCAGUUGAAACUCUUUAUCAAUCAAUGCAAAUCUAAUCCAUCUCUUCUUAGCGAUCCUUCUCUUUCUUUCUUCAGGGAUUAUCUCGAAAGUCUUGGUGCUAAUUUACCUGCUUCAGCUUAUAAAUCUGGAGAAAAACAUCAUGAAUCGAAAAGUGGAAUGAUGGAUGAUCUUGAUGAUGAGGAUACUGAAGAAGAAGAAGAGACAACUAAACCUAAAGAAGAAGAAUAUCACAGUGAUGAAGUAGUUGAAUCUGAUAUUGAACUUGAUGGAGAUGUUGUUGAACCUGAUAAUGAUUCUCCCCAGAAGAUGGGAGAUUCAUCUGUGGAGGUUACUGAUGAAAACCGGGAAGCUUCACAAAGUGCUAAAGGACAGGCAAUGGAAGCAAUUUCGGAAGGUAAGCUAGAGGAAGCAGUUGAGCAUCUUACAGAGGCGAUUAUGCUGAACCCAACAUCUGCUAUUAUGUAUGCAACUAGAGCUACUGUGUUUAUCAAAAUGAAAAAACCCAACGCUGCUAUUCGAGAUGCCAGUGCUGCUCUUGAGAUUAAUCCUGAUUCUGCUAAAGGCUACAAGUCUCGCGGUAUGGCUAAGGCCAUGCUUGGGCAGUGGGAAGAAGCUGCUAAGGAUCUUCAUGUUGCCUCAAAGAUUGAUUAUGAUGAAGAGAUCCAUGCUGUACUGAAGAAGGUUGAACCUAAUGCACACAAGAUUGAAGAACACCGUCGAAAGUACGACCGCUUACGCAAAGAGAAAGAGGAGAGGAAGGUAGAACGUGAAAGACAACGUCGCAAAGCUGAGGCUCAGGCUGCAUAUGAGAAGGCUAAGAAGCGAGAGCAAUCAUCAUCGAGUGGGUUCCCUGGAGGCAUGCCUGGCGGGUUCCCUGGUGGCAUGCCUGGCGGGUUCCCUGGUGGCAUGCCUGGCGGGUUCCCUGGCAUGCCCGGAGGAUUCCCAGGUGGCAUGCCCGGAGGAUUCCCAGGUGGUAUGCCUGGAGGUUUUGGGGGUGGAAUGCCUGCUGGAAUGGCUGGAAGUGGAAUGCCUGGAAUGGGUGGAGGUAGUGCUCCUGGAGGAAUGCCUGGAAUGGCUGGAAGUGGAAUUCCUGGAAUGGGUGCAGGAGGAAUGCCUGGGAUGGGUGCAGGUGGAAUGCCUGAUAUGUCUAAAAUUCUAAAUGAUCCUGAACUAAUGGCUGCAUUCAAAGAUCCAGAAGUUAUGGCUGCUCUUCAAGAUGUGAUGAAAAACCCUGCAAACAUCGCAAAGCAUCAAUCAAAUCCCAGAGUGGCCCCCAUCAUUGCUAAGAUGAUGAGCAAAUUUGCAGGACCUCAGUAAGUAAACAACAUGUGGGAGUUCCCACUCGGUUCGUUGUACAAGUUGGUAGAGAUUAGAGCUUAUCCUGAUUAUACUGGCUACAUGUAUUUGUUCAUUUUCUUUGUUUCUUCUGAUGUCAAAGUGUGACUACUGUCAGUUGCUUGCACCCUCUAGGUUUACUUGCUUGCACCCUCCAGGUUUACGACAAAUGAUUUAGACAGUUGAAACUGGUAUUAGUUGAUAUAACAAACAUUUGUGAAUGGUGGAGGGGUUCCACUUCAUGGUCUUAUCUUCCCUUAGUCCUUUUAAUGUACUACAGUGGUUUUUACUAAGUGAACUGUGAAAAUGAAUGCGACCAUGGCUCGCUCUUCUCGCCA